This is a messenger RNA of Aspergillus viridinutans, 474 nucleotides long. RefSeq lists its product as uncharacterized. The coding region runs from base 1 to 474 and encodes 157 amino acids. The record is from RefSeq and is a predicted model, not a curated record. The transcript is spliced from 2 exons. NCBI's taxonomy places the organism in Eukaryota, Fungi, Ascomycota, Eurotiomycetes, Eurotiales, Aspergillaceae.
AUGGCUAAGAGAAAGGGCCCUGAAGGCGAAGAUGACAGCGCCAGUCAUCAGCAAAAGAAGGGCCCUGGAAGAGAACGCGGUGGAAAGAAGCGAAAGACUCCGUCGUCUGCACCCGAUCAGACUACCUCAGCUGCUGCAGAUGGCUCUGUGUUGCCCCAAACCCAGGAAUCUCUAGCGUCCAGUUAUCAGGAGUUGCAGACCCCAGAAACUCCCAUCCAGCAGCCUUCCAAAUUUUGGACCAACGAACUUAGGAUCGCCUUGCUUGUCGCAGUUCUGAAGGAACUCGAUCACACAAUUUCGGAGAAGACUUGGCACCAGGUUGCUGAAAACCUCAAACUAAUGAAGCCUAACAUCUCUUGGAAUGGCGCUCGCUUGGAGUUCGGCCGUCUCAGAAGACAAAAUUUCCCCAAUACUACGCCCGCCCCGAGCGGCCGACAUGACAAGCUCGCUCAAAACUCGAAGGACGAGGAUUAA